Molecule: messenger RNA, 2556 nt
Organism: Aspergillus puulaauensis
Lineage: Eukaryota; Fungi; Ascomycota; Eurotiomycetes; Eurotiales; Aspergillaceae
Exons: 8
Coding region: 1-2556 (851 amino acids)
Biological process (GO): transmembrane transport
Molecular function (GO): oligopeptide transmembrane transporter activity
Source: RefSeq, a predicted model, not a curated record
AUGGCCCCACUCAACGAGAAGGACGCUGUAGGCGUAUCGGCUUCAGCCAACGCACUCGCUUUGGAUCAUGGAUAUGCCGAAGACGAGAUCCAGGAAAAAGCAAAGCUUCUCGGCUGCAGCGCAGAGGAGUUUCUGGAGGUCAAGGAAAGCAGCAAGACACUUAGCCUUGAGGAUGCUGCGAAUCGAGCCAAGCGCAUCCUCCAUUUCCACGACCAAGACUCUAACUUCAACCCCGAGUCAAUUGUCCGUCUUCAGGCCUUUGUCAAUCACCCUGAUCUUUUCGAUAACCCCGAUGCGCACGCAGAGCUCAUCGCCGACAUCAAGGCGGAGGUCUGCCUUCUCACCGACGACUCGCCCUAUGCAGAAGUGCGGGCUGUCGUGAGCAACAAGGACGACACUUAUGCCCCGGCUGGCACGAUCCGCGCGUGGACAAUCGGCCUCGUGUUUGUCGUGCUGCUGAGCUUCGUCAACCAGCUCUUCUCCGUCCGCCAGCCGGCAAUCCGGCUUGAUGCUGCGGUUGUGCAGCUCCUGUCGUUUCCAAUAGGCAAAGCCUGGGAGAGAUGGCUGCCCGUGGGCGAAUUCGCGGUCUUUGGUGCACGUCUUAAGCUGAAUCCUGGCAAGUUCACGCAGAAGGAACAUAUGCUGAUCUCGAUUAUGGCGAAUGUGGCGACGAGCUUGCCCCAUUCGCGGUAUAUCAUCUUUACGUCGUGGAUGAGGAAGUAUUUCAAUCGGCCUUUUGCGAGCUCGUUUGGGUUUCAAAUUUGCAUUUCGCUUUCCUUCAAUUUGAUGGGCUUUGGGCUUGCUGGGCUGGCUCGACGAUUCUUGGUCUAUCCAUCGUUCUGCAUCUGGCCUCGUUCGCUUGUCACUGUGGCCCUGAACCAGUCUCUUCAUGAUGAUGAAAGUCCCACCGUCCCCGGCCCCUUCAAAAGACUGUACAGCAUGUCCCGCUACAACUUCUUCCUGCUCGCAUUUGCCUGCAUGUUCGUCUGGUUCUGGUUUCCUAGCCAUAUCGUCUCAGCCCUGUCGCUCUUCAACUGGCUUGCCUGGAUUGCACCAAGCAAUUUCGCACUGACUGCCAUCACCGGCCUCAAGACGGGCCUGGGGUUUAAUCCCCUGCCUACAUUCGACUGGAACGUUGCCACUCUCCACAUCGACCCGUUGAUUGUCCCUUUCCACGUCACAGCGAAUAUGUUCGCUGGUGCGUUGCUCAGCGGGUUAAUCCUGGUGGCCAUGUACUGGACGAACUCGUAUCAUACUGGGUAUCUGCCCAUCAACACCAAUAACAUGUUUGCCAACAACGGAUCCCAAUACAACGUCUCGGCGAUCCUGGAUGAGCGGGGGCUUCUUGAUACGGAGAAAUAUCUGAGCUACAGUCCGGUGUACAUCACCGCGGCGUCUAUUGUUUAUUAUAUCUUCUUCUUUGCCGUGUAUAGUGCCGUCGUGUCGUAUGCCAUUGUCUACCAUCGGCAAGACAUCAAGCUGGGGAUGAGAUCCCUGGUGAGAUCCUUCAGAGGAGGCAACAACCGGAAUGACUUUCAAGACAUCCACAGUCGACUCAUGGGUUCUUACCGCGAGGCCCCAGAGUGGUGGUACCUAAUCUUGAACGUCAUCGCUGUAGGAUUGGGAGUUGCCGCCGUGGUAGCCUGGCCAACCUACACCAACGUUGGCGUCGUGUUCUUUGGUAUCGCACUGGCUUUGAUCUUUGUCAUUCCCACUGGCAUUAUAUACGCCACGACAGGUAUUGAGGUCGAGUAUAAUGUUCUGGCAGAGUUUAUCGGAGGGGCGUGGCAGCCUGGGAAUGCACUCGCGAUGAACUUCUUCAAAGGCUUUGGAUACGUGACAACAGCGCACGCUCUCAGCUUCGCCAAUGAUUUGAAACUCGGUCACUAUCUCAAGAUCCCCCCUCGUCAGACAUUCUGGUGCCAGGUUGCUGCGACCAUCGUAUCUGCCCUCGUCUGCACCGGCGUCAUGAACUUCCAAAUCACCCGCAUCCCAGACCUCUGCGAAGCAAACCAGAAGAACAAAUUCACCUGCCCAGGCCUCCAAUCCUACUUCACAGCCGCCGUUCUAUUCGGGUCUCUCGGGGCACGUAGAGUCUUCGGCGCCAGCGCCCAAUACACAGCCCUCCUGGCCGCAUUCCCAGCAGGUCUUCUCUUCCCAGUCAUAUACUACUACGCCACCCGCAGACUCCCUCGAACACACUGGCUCACGAAGAUCCACCCGGUCGUGAUAUUCAGCGGUGGCCAUACCUGGGCUCCUUACAACCUGGGCUACCUGUGGCCUGCGGUGCUACCGGGCUGGAUCUCGUGGAACUAUAUACGGCGGCGCUAUCUGAUGUUCUGGUCCAAGUAUAAUUAUGUCCUGUCGGCGGCGUUUUCGACGGGGAUUGCGAUUGCCGCGGUGGUUAUUUUCUUUGCCGUUAGUUACCAUGGAGCUGAUGUGAAUUGGAUUGGGAAUCAGCCUGAUAAGGGGUGUGAGGCUAGUGGGGAGUGUACGAGACUGCAUCUGUCGGAGGGGGAGUACUUUGGGCCUCGGAUUGGGACGUUUGUUGUAUAA